UGGCGACGCGGGUCUGGGCCAGCGGGGUUAGUUCCAGGACCGGGCGGGUUUGUACCUGCGCGCCGGCUCCGCCGGCUGCUGUGGGGUCCCCGCUCCCCGCUGGGUGGCUGGGCCUUUGGGGACCGCCCCCUGAGGACCCUCCCGCGUCGACCUCCAGGACCGCGUCCCGGGGCUCCUGGAAGAGAAGGCUCGAAAAUAGGGCAAGUUGCUAGCGCUGCUUGAGGACCAGGCUUUUUCACCGCCGAGGAUCUCCUGAUCUGCGCUUCAGCCGCGAGAGAGGUCUUGGUCCCGCUCUUUACAGAGGAAGAAACUCGGCCCGGGAAAGUUGACUGAAAACUGGAAGUUAAUAAAGUUUGAAUGUUAAUCUACCUCCUGUUGACUUCCCAAGUGACUCUGGGUGAGCCGCUUAACCUUGUCAUCAUCUGUGCCCCCUUAGCACCAUCUCCCACGAUGCUUGUCGCAAAGACGAACAUUUGGAUCCAUCCUGAGAUGGAUCCAUUCUGAGACAGACCAUGGAUACCCUCGUGUGGUUUUAAUCAGGAAUGAAAUCUGAAAGCUAAGAGCAGAAGCGUUUUUGGUCAAUAUGGAGGACAAAAGACGGCGAGCCCGAGUGCAGGGAGCCUGGGCUGGUCCCCCUAAGAGCCAGGCCCCUGCUCAGCCAGCCUCCCCUGCUAAGAGCCGUCUCCUCCAGAGACCUGGUCACGCAUGGAUGAGCAAGGAGCAUCACCUUUCAGACAGACAGUUUGUGUUCAAAGAACCCCAGCAAGUAGUACGCAGAGCUCCAGAGCCACGAGUAAUUGACAAAGAGGGUGUGUAUGAAAUCAGCAUGUCACCCACAGGCAUAUCUAGGGUAUGUUUGUAUCCUGGCUUUAUUAACUUAAAAGAAGCUGACUGGGUAUUGGAACAGCUUUGUGAGGUCGUUCCCUGGAAACAGAGGACUGGCAUCAGAGACAAUGUAACUUACAAGCAACCAAGACUUACAGCAUGGUAUGGAGAACUUCCUUACACUUAUUCAAGAAUCACUGUGGAACCAAAUCCUCACUGGCAUCCUGUGCUGCGCACACUGAAGGACCAAAUUGAAGAAAACACUGGCCACACCUUCAACUCCUUGCUCUGCAAUUUGUACCGAAACGAGAAGGACAGUGUUGACUGGCACAGCGACGAUGAACCUUCGCUAGGGAGAUGUCCCGUCAUCGCCUCAUUGAGCUUUGGUGCCACACGCACUUUUGAGAUGAGAAGGAAACCUCCACCAGAAGAGAACGGAGACUACACGUAUGUGGAAAGAGUGAAGAUACCCUUGGAUCAUGGGACCUUGUUAAUCAUGGAAGGAUCGACACAAGCUGACUGGCAGCAUCGAGUGCCCAAAGAGUACCACUCUAGAGAACCGAGAAUAAACCUGACCUUUCGGACAGUUUAUCCAGACCCUGGAGGGGCGCACUGGUGAUGUGAGAGCUUUGAGAGAGAAGCUGUGCCAAGACUGAGCAAAUCUUCCACCGUGAAGAAACUUCCAGAGGCUGGUCCAGCUGAUCUCGCAGGGAGGCUCUUCAGAAGACAAGGGUGGGAUUUGCUUCCCAGCUUUGGAGUCCUAUUGAAUGACAGCCAGCGGGUCAUAUUCAUACUAUGUUUACUGUGGGAACAGUACCCCUAAUCACAUCUUAAAAUCACAGAGCUUCUUUAGGCAAAUUAAAAACUGCUGUGGCUGUGCUCACGGUGGGUUUGUCCUUGA
Messenger RNA from Lutra lutra (Eurasian river otter), 1726 nucleotides. It is a transcript of the gene ALKBH3, whose product is annotated as alkB homolog 3, alpha-ketoglutarate dependent dioxygenase. Gene Ontology annotation, biological process: DNA alkylation repair; DNA repair. The record is from RefSeq and is a predicted model, not a curated record. Gene Ontology annotation, molecular function: dioxygenase activity. The coding region runs from base 584 to 1444 and encodes 286 amino acids. The transcript is spliced from 11 exons. Gene Ontology annotation, cellular component: nucleus. Lineage: Eukaryota; Metazoa; Chordata; Mammalia; Carnivora; Mustelidae.